Messenger RNA from Cladocopium goreaui, 2496 nucleotides. NCBI's taxonomy places the organism in Eukaryota, Dinophyceae, Suessiales, Symbiodiniaceae. The record is from the annotation of a GenBank genome assembly.
AUGUGGAUUACUGCCUUUGCAGACCCUGUAGGAGUUUUCAACUUUGCUCAUUUGUGUUCCGGUGCCUUUCAUGGAUGGGGUCGGGCUGUUCAGUUCUGUGAAGAAACCAUCGUAGGAUUUCAUGUGGUGUCAAGUGUAGCUGUUGACUCUGAUGAGCAAAUCUGCCGACUGGCUGCUCGCACUUGUGAUGCUCAAAUAGUGUUUUUUCCAUGGGGAUCCAUCACCAAGUCGCUCAAACGUAACACCGUGGUUUGCGCUCAGAUUGAACAACAUGUGUGGAUGAGUAGCAUGCACAAUCCUUGCAACCUUGUUUGGACUGUGUCGACCCCGUGCCAACCUUUUUCCAGCGCCAAUCUUAUGCCAAGCGGGUUCAAUGCCAAGGAUGGCAGAGUGGUCGUUCAUGUCUUGAAAGCAGCCAGAAUCAUCAGGCCAAUGGCCUUGUUGAUGGAAAAUGUGGAUGCGUUUCAAUCCCAUGAGCACUUUAGGAUUUUUGAAAGUUUUGCAAAGUGGGCAGGCUAUCAGUUGGUUUGGUCGCAAGUGGUCAAUGCCAAGGAUUUGACUGACAACACCCGUAGCCGAUGGCUCGGGAUUUUGCUCCGUAAUGACCUUGAUGACAAUCAUCCAGUGCUGAAGGCAGCCUUCAAUUUGCACGAGGGUUUCGUGAGUCCAUGGCAUGCUCUUGAAAACCAGUUUGCUAUUCCGAAGGUGUUAGAGGAUGUUGCGGAGCAGUGUGGCAUUGCGCCCGAAGCUUGUUGUGACUUCCUUUUUUUCGAUGGGGAGUGUCAGCGUGUUGCCGUUCAGCCCAAUGCUUUGAUUGAUCGAAUCUCACCUUCAGUCAACGGGAAGCUCGUUUCUCUGGAUACAAGGGUUGGUGAAAUUGAAAUUCCUUUGAUUCGUUUGAGAGCUUUUCCUCUUCCGGGAGGGGGCAAAGGAAAUGGCAAAGCACAAGGAAAAACAAAUUCAAGUGACUUUUUGCAGCAGAAUGAUCCUUGGGCCAAGAUUGUCCCAUCGAAUGGUGGAUGCCGGUGGGAUCAGCUUCAGUUGAUGGAGAACCACCCACGGUUUUGCAAAGACACUGGCAAACGUCUUAACCAAAUCCCCGGGGUCCAGCUGGGGCCCGACAAAGGAGGAGUGGUCUUUGUCACUAAGGCUGAUCUUCAUGAGCUCUCACAAGUAGCCCCAUCAUCAACGACCUUGUUGCUGAUCCCAGGUUUUCGAGGGUUGCAGAAUCUCGAUGUUCCCAAGAAUUUGAUGAUGCUGGCAUCGCAGCAAAUUACGGUUAGGGAACCUGCUUCGAAUGUUCAGUACAAGCGACUUGUUGUUCCUUUCGUGCUGAAAGGAAAUGUGGAGUACAAAGUUGAAGAAACACCAGGCGUUGUCAAUGUUGAUUCUGCUAGCUUUUCCGAACUGGUUGUUGAAACGCAUUCAGGUUGCAUGACGCACAAUACUGUUGCGAUGAUGGAGGAUCACCCUCUGGGUUGCUUCAAGAAAUUGAUCACAGCCAGUGGAAUCGCCCUUUCUGAAAUGUCCAUCUAUAGCUAUCGAAAAAUGAAAUGCGCUGAUGAUCAGAUCAUACACCAAUGCAUGAUGAAGAUCCCCCAUGGCUCUCUUGAUGAGCUGCUCAAACAUUCGGGGCAAGCUGAGCUCUUUGUGAGACAAUUCAUCCAACCUCAGGAGGAGACGAAUCACUCGAUUUUGCCUAGAUAUUUUGCAAUCAACCCUGAAGACGUCCGUAGUGCCAAACUUCUGGGUGAAUCGGUAGGGGAUGGAUAUAGAGGGCUAGCCUUGACAGCCAAAGGUGUGGCUAUUCGUGCCAGAAAUGCGAAGUUGGCUGAUGCUCGUGCUUUGGUUUUGCAAACAGACAUGAGGUUCACCGACCUCAACAGGGCUGUGGUCAGCAAAUAUGUGUUCAUUUGUCAGGGGUACCCUUGGGCCAUCUCUCACAAAAGCCUCAUCGAAGCCACGUUCACUGCUGUGAAGACGGCCCCGAUUCCACUGCGCAGUUACAGAGAUGGCGGCAUGAUUACGUGGGUCCUUGCGUUUGGAGAGCAGCCAGCAUGCAAUACUUUCACGGUAAAGAUGGAUUCCAAACUUUUUGAAAUUGUCAUGACCCCUCAAAGUUCGAACAAGAUUCAAAUCCCAAAGAAGAAGAGCGGAUUCAAUGGCUCCAUUGCGUCGGUGCCCAAACCAUGGAGACUUAAGUCACCCCAUGGCAAAGGUUCCUCAGGACCAGCCGCGAAUGCAACAAGUGCCACACAGAUCAAUGUUUCGGGUGAUGACCGAAAGUAUCAGCAAUUGGCCGAUCGAGUUUCGAAGUUGGAGCAUGGCCAAGUAGAGUUGUCAAAGAAGAUUGACGACAAAUUUGAUGUGGUCUCCGAUCAGUUGAAGCAGGUCCUUGCUGCGGUUGUGCCCAAAAGUGAAGCCCAUUCUUUCCGAGCUCGCCAAGACGGCCACACGGGUGAAACGCCACCCUCGAAAUCCCAAAGGAAUCAGUGA